ACCGCCCCUCCCCCCUCUAAGCAGCACAGCCGCUGUGGCUGAGGAGAGAGUCCGGUGCGGGCGGCGAUGUGAGGAAAGUUCUCCGGGCGGAAGGAACGGGCGACAAGCGGCGGGGCUCCUGGCUCCACCCCCCUCAUCAUUUCCCAUCACACCCCCAUUCCCUUCAUAUUACCGGCCAUGAUAGAGAAGGGGGCCCCCGAGGUGUCCGGGAAGAGGAGAGGACGGGCCACCGGGACCACCACCAAAAGUUUGGCCCCCAACGGCCACAGCGGCGCCAACUCGUGGGAGGAGGCGAGCGGAACGUCUUCCAGCGAUGAGGAGCACGGAGGAGGCGGCGGAGGAGGAGGCGGAGGCGGCAUGAGAGUCGGAGCCCAAUACCAGGCGAGCGUCCCGGACUACGACCCCGAAGUGGCAAAAACCUGCCAAGAACGGGAGAACCUCGGCAUGCUGGUGUGGUCUCCAAACCAGAACUUGUCAGAAGCCAAAUUGGAUGAAUAUAUCUCGGUUGCAAAAGAGAAGCAUGGAUACAACAUGGAGCAGGCACUUGGCAUGCUCUUUUGGCACAAACAUAACAUGGAAAAAUCUCUGGCAGACUUGCCCAACUUCACCCCAUUUCCCGAUGAAUGGACUGUGGAGGACAAAGUCUUGUUUGAACAAGCUUUUGGCUUUCAUGGGAAAACCUUUCACAGGAUCCAGCAGAUGCUUCCUGACAAAACUAUUGCCAGCCUAGUAAAGUUUUACUAUUCUUGGAAGAAGACUCGCUCUAAGACCAGUGUGAUGGAUCGCCAUGCUCGCAAGCAGAAGCGUGAACGGGAAGGAAGUGGGGAUGAGAUGGAAGAACCAAUCAAUACCACCAACCCAACUGAUAUGGAGGUUGAUCCGCAAAAAGAACCCAAGAAGGAAGUAAUUCCGUCUCCUAAGAAUGACACAGUCCCACAUGUGAAGAAAGACAAAUACCCAUCUCAGGCUAAAAACAGAGCCAAACGGAAGCCACCGACGGGGAUGUUCCUGUUUAAAGAAGACGUGGAAGCCAUCUCUGUCAACGCCAAUGCUGCUACCACUAUGCUGAAACAGCUGGAUAUGGAACUGGUCUCCAUAAAGAGACAGGCAAGUGCUACUUCAUCCUCCACUGACAAGAUUCAAAAUAUCAAACAGACAAACAGUGCACUGAAAGAGAAUCUACAGGGCGGAGUUGAGGAUUACAGAGUCACCGAGGUUCCACAAAAAUUUAAUGCUCGCUGGACAACAGAGGAACAGCUUCUAGCUGUUCAAGCAAUCCGAAAAUAUGGCCGUGAUUUCCAAGCAAUUUCGGAUGUCAUAGGGAACAAAUCUGUUGUCCAAGUGAAGAAUUUUUUUGUGAAUUACCGGAGACGCUUUAAUAUUGAUCAGGUUUUACAAGAAUGGGAAGCGGAGCACGGAAAGCCAGAGGAAAACGGUGACUGCCUUGAGAAGCCUAUAAAAUUACCUGACACUGCUAUAAAGAUGUCCGAUGAAGAGGACGAGCAGGGCUCUCCUCUUGAUGUCAGAUACUCUUCAUGAGAAAAAUGAGAACUGUUUUUGUUUUUUGACUACUUACUUUGCCCGGAUCUUCAGGUAUUACGAGGACUCGACCAGCUAUGCUCAUCAUGCGUUGUGGACAAGCAGCUACUUACCAAAAAAGGCAAACAACUUCCGGCCCUUUUUAACAUAUCUGCCUUAAUCACCUCUAGUCCCCCCUCACAGAUGGCUUUCUGCUUUCAUCACCGAUGAUAAAUUACGGGAGUCGUCGUGAUCAUCUUCUUGCAUUGGGACAAUCUUCCUCGUCGCCUUGUAAAUAUUAACGUUCAUGUAACGUUCUGUCUCUUCUGCAUGAAACAUUUUUUAAUUUUUUUUGGACAAUGUACAAUUGAGCAGAACGCCGAUACAAAGGAAAUUCCAUAACCCCCUUCACCAGUGUAUUUCUAUUUAAAAAAACAAAACAAAAUGAACUUUAAGGGUUCAAAACUUUGGUUGUGAAGCGUAACCAACUUUCAGGACUGAUUGCCAUGUCUCUUAAUCACCAUGGGUGCUUAUCUGCGUUUUUAUGAAGAAAAUGGGUUUUUUUUUUCGUUGCUUUGCUUUUUAUGAUUUUGUGUUUUUUUUUUUUUUUCUGCCGCAUAUUUUACCUCCUCUUGGAUUAUUUUAAGCUUUUUGGUUAUUUAAAUGAGAGAUUUUCAUCUUUUUGGUUUGUCCUGCCUAUCCAUUCGGCUUUGCUUUUUGUAUUUUGUCUUCUGCAGUUUUCUGCCUUGCCAUUCUCUCCUCGGAGUUGGUUUAGGUUUGUUCCCCCUUUUAGUGAGGACAGGAUGCUGCUUUCUCAAAAGGUUAAACUGAUGUGGCUUGAGCAAGGCUGAGCUGUAUCCCAGGGCAACAGAAUUAACGAAUCCAAACAGUGUAAAAAGUACAUACGGCGCUCCUAGGAGAAAUGUGAAGUCGCUUGGUCCGUUUGGAACUUUCUUCUGUAGACCAUCCACAGGGUAGAGGAAGGGAUGAGGCAAUUGGAUAGAUGGCUGAGCAGGAGAAAGGACUGAUACUGGAACCUCUGCAGCUCCCGCAGAAGAUCUGGGUAGGAUCACCUCAAUGUAGAA
This is a messenger RNA of Rana temporaria (common frog), 2603 nucleotides long. RefSeq names its product REST corepressor 1 (gene RCOR1). Lineage: Eukaryota; Metazoa; Chordata; Amphibia; Anura; Ranidae. The record is from RefSeq and is a predicted model, not a curated record. Gene Ontology annotation, biological process: regulation of transcription by RNA polymerase II; negative regulation of DNA-templated transcription. The transcript has 12 exons. The coding region runs from base 178 to 1539 and encodes 453 amino acids. Gene Ontology annotation, cellular component: transcription regulator complex; histone deacetylase complex. Gene Ontology annotation, molecular function: transcription corepressor activity.